AUGUAGCCAUUUCUGACCUGGCAGCAGGGAAAAUGUGAGACAAUUUGCUGCUGCUGGAAGGAGGUCAGCUGAGGCUGUGUUCCUGCAAGAGCAGAUUGACUUCAUUGCGGUGGACCGGGCAUCGGAACAAGCCAAAAUGGACGACAGUAUGGAUACAAAAUCCAUUCUAGAAGAACUUCUUCUCAAAAGGUCACAGCAAAAGAAGAAAAUGUCACCAAAUAAUUACAAAGAGCGGCUUUUUGUUUUGACCAAAACAAACCUCUCCUAUUAUGAAUAUGACAAAAUGAAAAGAGGUAGCAGAAAAGGAUCAAUUGAUAUUAAGAACAUCAGAUGUGUGGAGAAAGUCAAUCUUGAGGAGCAGACCCCUGUGGAGAGACAGUACCCAUUUCAGAUUGUCUAUAAAGAUGGGCUUCUCUAUGUCUAUGCAUCAAAUGAAGAGAGCCGAAGUCAGUGGUUGAAAGCAUUACAAAAUGAGAUAAGGGGCAACCCCCACCUGCUGAUCAAGUACCACAGUGGGUUCUUCGUGGACGGGAAGUUCCUGUGCUGCCAGCAGAGUUGCAAAGCGGCCCCAGGAUGUACUCUCUGGGAAGCAUAUGCUGAUCUGCACAUUGCAACAAAGGAAGAGAAACUGAGAAUUCCCGCCUUCCCAGACAGAAUGCUGAAGAUUCCUCGAGCAGUUCCUAUUUUCAAAAUGGAUGAACCAUCCUCAAGUACCACUCUAGUCCAGUAUGAAAGUGACUCAAAGAAAAGCUAUGACUCCCAGCCAAACGUCAAUAUGCAGUAUGUUCCAAGGGAAGAUUGCCCUGACUGGUGGCAAGUAAGAAAACUGAAAAGCAGUGAGGAUUUUGCAUGCAGCAACCAAAGAGAAAAAAAUGUGAAUCACAGCACUUCAAAGAUGUCAUGGGGAUUCCCUGAGUCAAGUUCAUCUGAAGAAGAGGAAAACCUGGAUGACCAAGACUGGUUUGCAGGUAACAUCUCCAGGUCACAAGCUGAACAGUUACUGAGACAAAAGGGAAAAGAAGGAGCAUUUAUGGUUAGAAAUUCCAGUCAAGUGGGAAUGUACACAGUGUCUUUAUUUAGUAAGGCUGUGAAUGAUAAGAAAGGAACCGUCAAACAUUACCAUGUGCAUACAAAUGCUGAGAACAAAUUGUACCUGGCAGAAAACUACUGUUUUGAUUCCAUUCCAAAGCUUAUUCACUAUCAUCAACACAAUUCAGCAGGCAUGAUCACACGACUCCGCCACCCUGUGUCGACCAAGGCCAACAAGGUCCCCACCUCCGUGUCUUUGGGAAGUGGAAUCUGGGAACUGAAAAGAGAAGAGAUUACCCUGUUGAAAGAGCUGGGAAGUGGACAGUUUGGAGUAGUCCAUUUGGGCAAGUGGAAAGGGCAGUAUGAUGUUGCCAUUAAGAUGAUCAAGGAGGGCUCCAUGUCAGAAGAUGAAUUCUUCCAGGAGGCUCAGACCAUGAUGAAACUCAACCAUCCCAAGCUGGUGAAAUUCUAUGGAGUGUGCUCAAAGAUAUAUCCUAUAUACAUAGUGACUGAAUAUAUAACCAAUGGCUGCUUGCUUAAUUAUCUGAAGAGUCAUGGAAAAGGACUUGAAACCUACCAGCUCUUAGAAAUGUGCUAUGAUGUUUGUGAAGGCAUGGCCUUCUUGGAGAGCCACCAGUUCAUACAUCGGGACUUGGCUGCUCGGAACUGCUUGGUGGACGGUGAUCUCUCUGUGAAAGUAUCUGACUUUGGAAUGACAAGGUAUGUUCUUGAUGACCAGUAUGUCAGCUCAGUAGGGACCAAGUUUCCGGUCAAGUGGUCAGCCCCAGAAGUGUUUCACUACUUCAAAUACAGCAGCAAGUCAGACGUAUGGGCAUUCGGGAUCCUGAUGUGGGAAGUGUUCAGCCUGGGGAAGCAGCCCUACGACUUGUACGACAACUCCCAGGUGGUUGUGAAGGUCUCCCAGGGCCACAGGCUCUACCGGCCCAAACUGGCAUCGGACACCAUCUACCAGAUCAUGUACAGCUGCUGGCAUGAGCUUCCAGAAAAGCGUCCCACAUUUCAGCAACUUCUGUCUUCCAUUGAACCACUUCGGGAAAAAGACAAGCCUUAAAGAAGAAACUAGGAGAUCUGAUAAGAAUGGACAUAAAUGUUAGCCAACAUCUUCAUUCUUUUUAAGGAAAGUAGCAAGGCACAGAUGACCUAAUUUAGUGAGUUCUUCUUACUGGUAUUCUGUGUGCUGUUUGUUAUAUUAUCUAGAAAUGAAUAAAGUAAGAAAGAAAAGAUUUCCUUGAAAUUUAGGUCAAAUUAAUAAUUUUGUUUAUGCUGCUCUUAAUAUUAUCAUUCCAAGCCUAUAGCAGAAGCACAUUUCCUGAUUGCAGUAAAGAGGGCAUAUACCACAUGUAAAGAUUGAACAGAACUGAAAAAUUAUUUGUUCCAUAUUUGUUCUUUUCUUUAUAUCAUCACUCCCAUGAUAAUUAAAUAUGCUAUUAAUAAGUACAAAAUGUGGACAUUUGCCUUCAUGUUUCAAUGUUCUCAAUCUUUAGCAUGCAUGUGAAUCAAAUGAAGAGUUUAUUAAAACACAGAUUCCUAGGAACUACCCAAGAGAUUCUGGUAGAGCAGGUCUGAGUGCAGCCAGAGAAUCUACAUUUUUAACAAGUGUCAAUAUGUUCCUGUGCAGUCAGAACUGCCCUAGGAGACCUCAUUAUAUGAUGGGCAUCACUAGGUGGUCCACAACUUAAUCCAAAUAACACAAUUCUCAUCACAGAUCAUUGUCAAGCUUCACUUGAAGCUUAUAUUAGAACAAUGACUUUAUGUCACCAUGUAUACAAAUAUAAAACUAAAGUUCAACAAUAUUAUCUAUAUUAAUAAAAGGGUAAUGUGCUAAUUAUACCAGUU
Myotis myotis is the source of this 2886-nucleotide messenger RNA. It is a transcript of the gene BMX, whose product is annotated as BMX non-receptor tyrosine kinase. Lineage: Eukaryota; Metazoa; Chordata; Mammalia; Chiroptera; Vespertilionidae. The transcript is spliced from 19 exons. Gene Ontology annotation, molecular function: ATP binding; non-membrane spanning protein tyrosine kinase activity. Bases 137 to 2101 code for a protein of 654 amino acids. Gene Ontology annotation, biological process: B cell receptor signaling pathway; peptidyl-tyrosine autophosphorylation; adaptive immune response. The record is from RefSeq and is a predicted model, not a curated record.